AUGCUGGUGGUGCAGGCGGCUAGAUUCUUCUGCAGCGGCUCUGGCAGCAUGGUUGGGAAGUACUCGUACCAGUAUGCACGCCCUUCCCUAACGGUGGACGCUGUCAUUGCGAGCACCUCCUCGCCCCACUCCUUGCUGCUCAUCCAGCGCAAGCAUGACCCCUUUGCUGGCAGCUGGGCGCUGCCGGGGGGCUUUGUUGACGAGAAUGAGCCGCUGGAGGCGGCAGCGGCCAGGGAGCUGCAAGAAGAGACGACUGUGGACCCUGGAAGCGCGGCGCAGUGGUAUCCCAUUGGGCAGCUGCCCACGCUGGCGUUUGAUCACAAGCUGAUUGUCAGGACAAGCUUUAGGCACCUGGCCCGUGAGGGUGCGGUGCAGCAGACGCCAGGCCUGGAGGAACAGCUGGCGCAAGCGGCAGAUGGGCUGGAGGGGCCCUGGCAGGAGCAGUGA
Messenger RNA from Chlorella variabilis, 447 nucleotides. RefSeq lists its product as hypothetical. NCBI's taxonomy places the organism in Eukaryota, Viridiplantae, Chlorophyta, Trebouxiophyceae, Chlorellales, Chlorellaceae. The transcript is spliced from 3 exons. The record is from RefSeq and is a predicted model, not a curated record. Bases 1 to 447 code for a protein of 148 amino acids. Gene Ontology annotation, molecular function: hydrolase activity.